Molecule: messenger RNA, 597 nt
Organism: Aspergillus calidoustus
Lineage: Eukaryota; Fungi; Ascomycota; Eurotiomycetes; Eurotiales; Aspergillaceae
Source: the annotation of a GenBank genome assembly
AUGACUGUGUCGUUGGAAACCAUCGAUCUACCCCACCUGCCCUCGUCGCUGGCCGUCCACGUUGCGCUAUAUAAGGACGUACAAAAUGCUUCAUAUCUGCGGCAACAGCUGCUAUCUGCGAAUGCCGAGUUUGAAUAUGCUUUUAUUGAUGCAACCAUGAUUCUGUCUCGAGCGCAUGCAGUAGCGGCCAUAUUUCGCGCAGUCAACGACUAUUCAAAUGAGCGCCUCAAGUCCCGCAACGUUCACUCGGAAAUUGUCUUCUCGUUGAGCCCAACAAACAACAUAGCCGAUUCGUUUCGAAAAUUUGGUAUAAGUGAUAGCACAUGUAACCUACUGGUGGUGAAGGUUUCUAUGACUCCCAACAUGACGCAUGAGUCUGUCGCUGCGCAUCUGGCACAGCAUGUCCAGGGAUCCAGCAUACCAUUCACCGAUGCGGCACUCGCCCGAGUUUCCGACGUCGCUAAAAUAAAAAAAGCUUAUAAACUAGGAUCUUUGCCUUCGGCAGCCUCAAACCAGGCGAAUGGCGCUCAUAACGACGGGAAGAGACGUCUUGAACUUUCUGUGUUGGGAGCUAUUGCACUGCGGGGGGCCACAUGA